AUGGCUUUCACACUCUUUCCGGCACGAUCGCCUAUCAUGAAUGACGAAGACUCGUCCAUUGCUUGGCCACCAGAAAUCACAUCCGCCCAAUGUUUAAAGGCGUAUCCAGGGAGGCCUCUGAUUCAAUAUGUUCUCAUGGUCGACGCUGGAUCUAUGGGGUCUAGGAUCCAUGCUUACAAGUUUAAUUACUGUAAUGCGACACCAGAGCUAGAAAGCGAAACGUUUGAUCAUGUAGAGCCGGGUCUUUCGUCUUAUGCUGAUGAUGCUGAAGGUGCAGCCAUGAGCCUGGAUCAUUUGCUGGAUGCCGCUCUGGAGACCAUCCCUCCAUUUCUUCAUCGACGUACCCCUAUUGCAGUCAAGGCAACUGCAGGUCUGAGACUAUUGGGCGAAGAAAAGUCGAAUAGAAUUUUGGCCGCCGUACGUGAAAGACUCGAAUCCAAGUAUCCAUUCCCAAUCAUCGAAGAGCAAGGGGUUGCCGUUAUGGACGGAGCUGAUGAAGGUGUCUUUGCCUGGGUCACGGUUAACUAUCUACUAGGUCGAUUCAACUCUUUAAAAAAAAAGGCAACGGUUGCCAUUCUAGAUCUUGGUGGUGCCUCAACUCAAGUAGUGUUUGAACCACAUGUGGUUGAUGGUCACUCUGUUGCUCAGGGCACCCACCGAUAUCCUAUGAGCUUCAAUGGAAACGAGUAUAUUCUAUAUCAGCACUCCCAUCUUGGUUACGGACUCAUGAUGGCACGGACCAGGAUCAACAACUAUUUAGUCGAUAGCCCUCUCGCUCACCAACAUAGCAUGAACUUGAAUGAGAAUGAAUACGCACAUCCCUGCCUUCCUGUAGGUCAUCGACAGGAGUUUAUAACCCAAAAGGGUCAGAGUGUAGUGUUAGUUGGAGUCUCGGAUCCAGGUGGGCAGUGUAGGGCAGUUGUGGAAGCCAUCUUUAACAAGCAGGGCCUGUGCCAGCAACCACCAUGCUCCUUCAACGGAGUCCAUCAGCCGUCGUUCCAGUCAUUUGUCAAGGACGAUAUCUAUGCGUUUUCAUUCUUUUUCGAUCUCACGGCGCCUUUUAGACAUGGUAGUGCUACAUUGGCACAAGAGAUGACGAUUGAAGAGCUAGAGGAGCUGACGGAUCGCUUAUGCGUUGGCGAUGAAAAUGGAUUCCAAGAAUUUCAUAGUUCUGCAGAGGCGAUGAAGGAGAUUCGUAAAUCUAACGACCUGUGCAUGGAUUUGAGCUAUAUAUAUGGUUUACUCGAAUAUGGAUAUGGAGUCCCAAAGAACAGGAAGAUCGUAUUGGCCAAAAAGCUCAAGGGAUAUGAGACAGGCUGGUUUGUCGGAGCCAGCAUUGCGGUACUGGAAGAGCGCGACUGGUUUCAUAGUGCAAUGGCCUUUUAA
Molecule: messenger RNA, 1386 nt
Organism: Lobosporangium transversale
Lineage: Eukaryota; Fungi; Mortierellomycota; Mortierellomycetes; Mortierellales; Mortierellaceae
Product: nucleoside phosphatase GDA1/CD39
Exons: 3
Coding region: 1-1386 (461 amino acids)
Biological process (GO): nucleoside diphosphate catabolic process; protein N-linked glycosylation
Cellular component (GO): Golgi apparatus; membrane
Molecular function (GO): UDP phosphatase activity; GDP phosphatase activity
Source: RefSeq, a predicted model, not a curated record